Molecule: messenger RNA, 2883 nt
Organism: Helobdella robusta
Lineage: Eukaryota; Metazoa; Annelida; Clitellata; Rhynchobdellida; Glossiphoniidae
Exons: 22
Biological process (GO): transmembrane transport; potassium ion transport
Cellular component (GO): postsynaptic membrane
Molecular function (GO): large conductance calcium-activated potassium channel activity
Source: RefSeq, a predicted model, not a curated record
AUUAGCUGGUUUACCGACGCCAAGAACUGGGCGCGAGAAAUCGUCUCAGCCCAGAUGAUGACUGGACAGAUACUGGUGGUUCUAGUUCUCGUGGUCAGCCUGGCUUCACUCACCAUAUACUUCAUCGACACAUACACUUUGAAUAUGGAAUCAUGUGAUCUGUGGAGUUUGCACAUUUCCUGGCAGGUUGACCUGGGAUGCAACAUUUUUUUCCUCGUCUACUUCAUACUUCAGUUCAUGGCAGCAUCUGACAAGUUGUUGUUCUGGGUGGAGGUCUACUCCAUCGUUGACUACUUCACCAUUCCUCCGUGCAUCCUUUCCGUCUUCCUUAACAGGAAUUGGUUAGGUUUUAGGUUCCUCCGGGUCCUCCGUUUGAUGACAGUUCCAGAUGUUCUGCAGUUUUUUAAUUUGUUGCAUUCGACGACGAGCACUCGCCUGUGCCAGCUGGUCUUCACGUUCAUCAGCGUGUGGUUCGCUGGAUCUGGAUUCAUGUACCUGCUCGAAAACUCCGGCGACCCGUUUUUCAAUUACGAGAACAGCCAGUCGGUGACCUUCUGGCAGUGCAUCUACUUUUCAGUGGUGACCAUGUCGACAGUUGGAUACGGAGAUGUCGUCUGCAGGACAAUCCUCGGCCAGAUCUUCAACGUCAUCUUCCUACUCGGUGGACUGGCCAUGUUUGCUAGCUUCGUGCCGGAGAUUGCCGAGAUCCUGAGUGAGAGGAGUCGCUACAGAGAGCCCUACAAGAAGGAGCGCUGCCGAAGGCACGUGGUACUCUGUGGACACAUAACAUCUGACUCCGUUAACUCCUUCAUUUCAGAUUUCUUGCACUCAGAACGCGAGGAAGUUGAUGUGGAUGUCGUCAUCAUGAACCGCAAAGAGCCUGAUUUUGAGUUACAACGCAUCUUGAAGAAAUACUACGUUCAAGUGUUUUACAUUCAAGGAAAUGUCAUGAAUCCAGAUGACUUGAUCAGAGCUCAACUGAAAACCGCCGACGCCUGUUUGAUCCUGGCCGACAAGUACUGCCUGGACGUCGAUGCAGAAGAUGCAGCCAACAUCAUGAGGGUCAUCAGCGUCAAAAACUUUGUUGCUGGCGUCAAAGUCAUCAUACAGCUGCUUCAGUACCACAGCAAGACCUACUUAAUGAACAUUCCGAGUUGGAACUGGGAAAAAGGCGAUGAUGCAAUUUGUUUGUCGGAGCUUAAGCUGGGAUUUAUUGCUCAAAGUUGUCUUGCUCCUGGCUUCUCAACAUUAAUGGCCAAUCUAUUCACCAUGCGGUCCUAUAAUUCAGAUAGCGAUGACGGCUCCUGGCUGCACGCAUACAAAAGAGGUUCAGGAAUGGAAAUGUACUCCAUCGAACUUUCCAAAUUUUUCAUUGGGAUGACUUUCCCAGAAGCUGCCGAGAUCUGCUUCCAAGAGUUGAAAAUAUUGUUGAUAGCAAUAGAGGCAACGAAGGAGGACUCGAAUGAAAAAUACAUCGCCAUCAACCCGGGUCCAUCCAUUCGCAUCGAGCCCUACACAAAUGGAGUUUUUGUCGCCCAGAAUGCCAAUGAUGUCAAAAUAGCCAGUUAUUAUUGCAAGUACUGUCUGCCGGGUGUCAACAGUUUAAGGAGUAACAAAUUUUGUUGCGGUAGGUUCAAUUAUUUAAUUAUUUUUUCACUAUCCCUGCUAACUAAUCCACACAAAAUUAUUUCUAGGAUGCAUCCUGUGUGCGUGUGCGAAGUUAACGACAUAUUCAAACCACAAAAGUCUGUUGCGUGUUUUUUCAUAUUAAUUUUGACAAUAAUUAACAAAAAUUAUGAAAAAUUUAAAGGCAAUUCAAAAAGUUUGACAGUUGAGUGCACGGCCAAGGGACCAUGCCAGUUCGAUUCAACAGGAAUGUUCCACUGGUGUCCUGAUCAGCUCUUCCUCUCCUGCGUCAUUACGCGAAAAGAGGCGGAAGAAAUGUCGAACCACAUCGUUGUUUGUCUGUUCGCUGAGUCCUACUCGCCUCUGGUAGGCUUGCAAAAUUUUGUCAUGCCUCUUAGAGCCAGCAAUUUUCAUUACGAAGAGCUAAAACCCAUUGUCAUAAUUGGAGAAGCCGAGUAUUUGAGGAAGGAAUGGAAGCUACUAUGCAACUACCCGAAACUCUACAUGAUAUUUGGAUCGCCUUUCAACAGAUCGUUAUUGAGAACCGUCAACAUCAACUGCUGCCAUGCCUGCGUCAUCUUGACAGCCAAGAAAAGUUACACCGAAGUGAGCACGGUCGUCGACAAGGAGGCCAUCUUGUGUUCAUUGAACAUCCAGGCCAUGGUGUUUGGACAAUCAAAUAGGAAAAAUUUGCAAAUAGUGUCAGCCAUGAUGAAGGGAGUGGCGAAAGGAUCGGAAAUUACGAUGAUUACUGAAUUAGAUAGUGACAUGAACAUAAAGUAUGUGGAGCAAGAUGAUGACGACACACCAUCAGAAUUGUAUCUGUCCCAACCAUUUGCUUGCGGUACCGCAUUCACUGUCAGCGUGCUGGAUUCAAUUAUGAGCACGGCCUAUUUCAAUAACAACUCGUUGGCAUUGAUAAGAACCUUAAUAACGGGCGGUUCAACUCCAGACUUGGAGCAGAUAUUGGCGGAAGGCAUGACUUUGGAAUGUGGAGAUAUAACUUCAGAGACCAUCAUCAACAGAGAACGUUGUAAAGUUACGCAGUUUGCGUUGUCUGAUAACCCUUUUCUUCAAUUCAGCAAAAGUUACCAAGAAUUAUUUCUACACGUCCUGCAAAACUGUGAGUCACUAUGCAUUGGAUUGUAUCGAGUACUUAAUUCGAAAAAAUUGACAUCUGUCAGAAGAUACGUAAUCACCAAUCCACCAGCUGACACCAUACUCCUCCACACUGAUAAAGUAAAAAUUUCUUGCUGA